Exophiala viscosa is the source of this 438-nucleotide messenger RNA. RefSeq lists its product as uncharacterized. Bases 1 to 438 code for a protein of 145 amino acids. The record is from RefSeq and is a predicted model, not a curated record. The transcript is spliced from 2 exons. NCBI's taxonomy places the organism in Eukaryota, Fungi, Ascomycota, Eurotiomycetes, Chaetothyriales, Herpotrichiellaceae.
AUGAGCACACCACAGAACAAUCUCCGUAAUCCACUACCACUAGCCCCAGCUCAAGAAGCUGAGGUGCGAAGAAUGUACUACGCACGUGUCCGGACGAAAUGUGCAGAUGAUAUCAAGCAAUUCGCCGACUGUGCACGAGGUCGAACACUCAGCGUAGUAUGGAAUUGUCGAGCCGAGUAUCGGGCCAUGAAUAGCUGUAUGAUGCUGAACGCCACGAAAGAGGAGGAGGAUGCUGCUCGCGAAGACUGGUUUGCAGGCGUGCUUGAGCGGCGGCGUAAGAAGGAGGAAGAACAUGUUGCCGUGGAGAAGAGGAGAGUGGAAGUCAUUGAGAUGACGAGGAAGCAGGAAGAGAAAGAACGUGUCGAAGCGGAGAAGAAGCUAGCUGGGCAGCAAAAGGAGAAGGAGGUGAAGAAGUCGGGCGGAUCUUGGUGGCGGUGA